UUACUGAACCUUAUAAAACUUUACGGAGGGGAAUGGAAGACAAUUUCUAGUAAUCUAACAAACAGGUCACCAACCGCCUGCAAGCAAAAGUUUUAUAGCAUGCUACGUCCAAAUCUUCCAGCUUCAAAGAUUGAA
Molecule: messenger RNA, 135 nt
Organism: Racocetra persica
Lineage: Eukaryota; Fungi; Glomeromycota; Glomeromycetes; Diversisporales; Gigasporaceae
Source: the annotation of a GenBank genome assembly